Clupea harengus (Atlantic herring) is the source of this 831-nucleotide messenger RNA. RefSeq names its product fragile histidine triad diadenosine triphosphatase (gene fhit). Gene Ontology annotation, biological process: purine nucleotide metabolic process; negative regulation of proteasomal ubiquitin-dependent protein catabolic process; intrinsic apoptotic signaling pathway by p53 class mediator. Gene Ontology annotation, cellular component: plasma membrane; cytoplasm; nucleus. Lineage: Eukaryota; Metazoa; Chordata; Actinopteri; Clupeiformes; Clupeidae. Gene Ontology annotation, molecular function: ubiquitin protein ligase binding; bis(5'-adenosyl)-triphosphatase activity. The record is from RefSeq and is a predicted model, not a curated record.
UACCCAUAAAUCACUGCUGUCGGCAGCGCAACCAACGGAAGGUUUUGACACCGUGCCGGCAAUCGGACUGAGGCGACUCUAGACCUCCGCAAAAGCUGAAUUUUAUCGGUGGUUCAGAAAUCACUUCUUUGACUGGAAUUCCAAUCAGCCUGGACUCACUCCUCUGUAAUUACCUCAGUUGGAUACUGUGGGAAGGUGGGGAGGUUGACGCACUGUUGACAUUGCCAUGACUACUUUCCGGUUUGGACAGCACAUCAUCAAGGCCUCGGCUGUCUUCCUGAAGACGGAGCUGUCGUUUGCCGUGGUCAACCGGAAGCCAGUGGUGCCUGGACAUGUUUUAGUGUGCCCCCUGCGUCCCGUCGAGCGCUUCCGUGACCUCAGCCCAGACGAGGUGGCUGAUUUGUUCAGCACGACGCAGCGAGUGGCCAAUGUUGUGGAGCAGCAUUUCUGCGGCACCUCUUUGACCAUAGCCAUUCAGGAUGGCCCUGAAGCCGGACAAACUGUGAAGCAUGUUCACGUCCAUCUGCUACCAAGAAAGACUGGGGACUUUGAAAGAAACGACAGUGUCUACGAUGAGCUCCAGAAACAUGACAAGGAAAACGAAGAUGUUCCCUCAAAGUGGCGAACUGAGGAGGAAAUGGCUGCAGAAGCUUCGGUCUUGAGGAACCUUCUCAGUUAGUCUACUCCGGGCCACACAGCUGUAGUCCUCCAUCAGAAGUGCAGCUGGAUGCUCUCUGGAAAUUCAUAUGCUUUGUCCAUCUGUGGUACCACCAAAUAACUUUGUUUUUGUUUUUGUUAUUGUUACUAUCCAAUAAACCACUGACAGAGUGA